AUGGAAAAUCUUGAGGAUAGUUUUGAAAGUGAUCCAAGUAUUUUAGAAUCAGUAUACUAUUUUUAUAGAUUAUCCACCUUCUUCAACACUAAAUAAAACAUUAGAAGAAAAAACAAUUCAAUUUUUAAAGACAUAAAAAGAAAGCCAACAUACAAUACCUUCAGAAUCCUACAAAUCUGAAGAAUUGUAAAUGGAUGAUGACUCCAAAUUUUUUGGAUAAACAAAAGAUGGUUAAGCUAAUGGAAAUGGAAAAUUAUGGUUAAAAAAUGGAGAUUAUUAUGAAGGUGAUUUCUUCAAUAAUUAUAUGCAUGGUAAAGGAAUCUAUAACUAUAAAAAUGGACCUAUUUUUGAAGGUCAAUUUUUAUAUAACAAACCAGAUGGAUACGGUGUUGAAUCUUGGCCAGAUGGUUCUUUAUACGAAGGAUACUUUAAAGAAGGCAAAAAAUGUGGAAAAGGAUGUUACAAGUGGUAUUAAGGUUGUGUUUAUGUUGGUGAAUGGAAAAAUAAUAAAAUUCAUGGCAAUGGAAGAUACGAUUGGCCUGAUGGAAGGGUAUGUUGAUAGAUAAUAAUUCCAGUCUUACUCCGGUAGUUGGGUCAAUAAUUAAAUGCACGGGAGAGGAAAGUACAUUUGGUCAGAUGGCAAAUGCUAUGAUGGUGAAUAUUAGAAUGAUCGAAAAUAAGGAUUUGGAAUAUUUUAUUGGCCAGAUUGCAAGCAAUACCAAGGUUAAUGGAAAGAUGGAAAACAACAUGGAAAAGGAAUAAUGUUGUAUCCUGAUGGAAAAAAAAGAGUAGGACAAUGGGAAUAUGGGAAAUUAAUUAAAUACUCUGAAGACGAUAAUAUUCAAAUAAUCCCAGAUAAUUGGUUACAAUAAUGA
Molecule: messenger RNA, 875 nt
Organism: Paramecium primaurelia
Lineage: Eukaryota; Ciliophora; Oligohymenophorea; Peniculida; Parameciidae
Source: the annotation of a GenBank genome assembly